CAAAGCGGCGUCUGCUUGGGAACUAGCAAGCAUAAACCUGCGGAAAGGGCGAUGCGCCGUCAGGGCAGGAAGAAAGUGUCUUAGUUUGAGCCACAAAUACUUAUUAUUUAGCAUGGUUUAGCUAACGUUAUUUAAUACGGAUUAAUUGUGCAAUUUUAUGCCAUACUUCUGUUUUGACCAUAGCAAGGAAACCAAGAAAGAUGGAGGGUUUUAAGAGCAGUGCUCUUGGCCGGGUAACGGUAUACUCUAUCCAGGGAUGUCCGCAUUGUGUACAGGCUAAAGCUACCCUCAGGUCUUUGGGAGUACCAGUAUGUGAAGUGGAUGUUGGCCUUCAUUCAGAGCUAAGAGUGAAACUGAAGGAGCUUACAGGACACAGCACCGUACCUCAAAUCUUCUUUAAUGGCAUCCAUGUUGGUGGUAACGACGAUCUCCAAAAACUGGCAACUGAGGAGCUUCAAAGACUGGUGACUCUGGUUAAAGAAGAGCCUCUUUCAGCAAAUGCUCCACCGUUACCAGAAAAUAAUCCAUUUGAGGCUCCAGAUGAUGAGAUUGAUGGACAACUCAGAGGUGAGAGAGAUGAGUUUGCAGAGUUGGUAGAGGACCUGAAGCAUUCUGGUGUGAUUGGCACUCAGAGGAGGGGACUGACCUUAUACAAAAACAGCUUCUCAGGCAUUCAGCUGUUUGACUGGCUGCAAUCAAAAAAGGGCAUGGACAGAAGUGAAGCCUGUAAUACAGGCCGGACACUGCUGCAGAAGAAGUUCAUGGUCAGUGUGAGAGGCAGUGGAGAGGAGGAUGGGUGUUUUGGAGAAGGAAAAGAAACCAUGGACACACUGUACAGGCUGCUGGAAGAUGACCUUCAUUCACCUUUGAAUGGAGGACAGACAGCCGCCUAUACUCCGAAACAGGCUGCUGAGCUUUCAUUGCUUUUACGAGAGUUGAUUCUGAAGUUGUUCUCGGAGCAUCUCUCUGCUGAUGGCAAGUCUGUGGAUUAUAAAGGGAUGUCUGUGGACCCAGCAUUUGAACGUUACUGUGAGCUGGUCAUUCAGCUCCAGAGGGUGGAGUUGCUCUCACUGAGCCGUGAGGAGAAGCUGGCCUUCUUCAUCAACAUCUAUAACGCCUUAGUCAUCCAUGGAUACCUGCGCCUGGGGGCCCCUACCAACAUGUGGCAGAGAUACAAAUUUUUCAACUAUGUUAGCUACCUUAUUGGAGGUGAAGUCUUCACUUUACAAGACAUUGAAAAUGGCGUCCUUCGAGGGAACAGAAAGGGAAUUGCACAGCUCCGAAAGCCCUUCUCCAAAACGGAUCCUCGACUGCAGGUGGCGCUUCCAGAUGCUGAGCCCCUGAUUCACUUUGCUUUGAACUGUGGUGCAAAGGGCUGUCCCCCGAUUAAAACCUACACACCUCAGGAUAUAGACAGCCAGCUCCUCACCGCGGCUGAAGCCUUUCUGGAGAACGAUGAUGCCUGUAUGGUUGAUUCUGGCAAAAACGAAGUGCGUCUUAGUCAGAUAUUUAAGUGGUAUAAGACUGACUUUGGAGGCACAGAUGAAAAGCUGCUGAAGUGGGUGCUAGAUCAUAUGGGUGACUCUCCAAAGAAGACUAGCCUUCAGGAUGUCCUUUCUGCUGGGAAAACUAAAGUCAGCUUCCUCCCUUAUGACUGGAGCUCCAACAGCGCCCACUGAGCAUCCCCACUCUGUGGUUUUAUGGCUUCUCAUUUUGUCUACUCAGCUAUGUGUGCUUGAAUCCACCGGGAUGGAAGUUUGCACCCAAAUAAGAUGCUAUCGAGACUUCCGGUUGGGAUGCGAGAGGAGUAGACGCUCGCUUGGACUGCUGCUGCAUUUGUACUUUACAUACUUCCUUGUAACCCCAUCUCCUUUGAAAAGACUGCAGUAUUUUAUUUUUAUUGAUUUAUUUUUUGUAGUUAUUAUUUACCGUAAAUUUACUUUAUCAUGUCCAAGGCCAAAGGAAAAUCGUCUGAACGAGAAAAAGACGCGCCUCCGACUACUGCUAGCAUAACAAUGGCGGACAUUAGCUCGCUCCUUAGUAGUCAUAAAGAGGCUCUGUCCGCGGAGUUCAAGUUGUCUUUUGAGUCUCUGAACUGCAAACUGGACAGCAUCAACUCUACUAUGACGGAUCACGGUCAGCGUAUUUGCUCUUUGGAGGAUAAUGCAACCGCUUCUGAUGCGCGCUUGGGGCAGGUGGAGAAGGUGUGUGCUCAUCUUCAAAAGGAAAAUGAAAUGCUGAGAGCGAGGUUGGUGGAUCUGGAGGGGCGCAGCAGGCGCCAGAAUAUUCGCAUUGUCGGUUUACCAGAGGAUAUAGAAGGUCCCCGGCCAUCCUCGUUUUUUUCUCAGCUUUUGCCUGAAGUCUUCGGUAAAGACACGCUCCCUUCCCCUCCUGAGAUAGAUCGAGCGCACCGCACCCUCGCCCCCAAGCCCGCCCCGGGAUCCCGUCCUCGCCCUGUCAUCCUGCGCUUCCACAGAUUCCAAGAGAAAGAUCUGAUUAUCCGCGAAGCCCGCAAGAGAGGUGCACUGUUUUAUCAGGGGCAUAAGAUCCGCUUCUAUGAUGACUACAGUCCAGAGGUCGUGAAGCAGCGCGGUGAAUACAAUAGUGUCAUGACUGAACUGUACAAGCGGGGAUACAAGCCGGCGUUGCUAUUCCCUGCGAAAUUGCGCAUCACUCUCCCGAACGGAGAUAAGAAGUGGCUCCCGUCGGCCGCGGAUGCGGCUAAAUUCGUCCAGGAUUUGGGUCAGGUUUAAGGAGGAAAAAAGAAAAAAUAAACCCGCCUGGCCUUGGAAA
Poeciliopsis prolifica (blackstripe livebearer) is the source of this 2793-nucleotide messenger RNA. RefSeq lists its product as uncharacterized. Gene Ontology annotation, molecular function: electron transfer activity. Lineage: Eukaryota; Metazoa; Chordata; Actinopteri; Cyprinodontiformes; Poeciliidae. Gene Ontology annotation, biological process: cell redox homeostasis; intracellular signal transduction. The record is from RefSeq and is a predicted model, not a curated record. The transcript has 11 exons. The coding region runs from base 201 to 1679 and encodes 492 amino acids.